Mercenaria mercenaria is the source of this 1873-nucleotide messenger RNA. RefSeq lists its product as uncharacterized. The record is from RefSeq and is a predicted model, not a curated record. NCBI's taxonomy places the organism in Eukaryota, Metazoa, Mollusca, Bivalvia, Venerida, Veneridae. The transcript is spliced from 2 exons. The coding region runs from base 124 to 1650 and encodes 508 amino acids.
AAAAUACCCUACCGUCAUACGUCGCUGCACGAUGAAAAACGACAGGUCAUACAUGUAUACAACAAUGUGGUAUAACGACACUGCGACGUUUAUAUUUAAAUUUGGACUCAGUGAUUUUAAAGAAUGGAAACUGCGGAUGCUAAACUACAAUCAGAUGACAUAGAUUUGACAGAUGGGGAAAUAAGAAAGAAUAAGAAUACAUCUUCAAGUGAUACACAUUGGAACGAAAUAGCAGAACAAUCUUCCAGCAAUUCCAAAGAAUCAGAAAACACGCCAGAGGAGACUGGUGCAACUGUUAAGAUAGAUAAGCUGGAGAAAUAUCUCGAAGAUGUAUAUCAGAAACAUUGUGAGUUCUCUAUUAGUGAGCAAGAAAUCGAAUUUAUUCGAAAUGGUGUUGAAAAACUGACACUAGAGUACUUGCAGAAAAUAUUCAAACAUCCGCUGUGCGAGAGAAACUCAUGCAAAGUGAACCAUUUCAGUGAAAUAGAACUACUAAAGGUCGGUAGUUUUUAUGAAGGAACUAGGAAUGGUUAUCCAGAUGAGUUUGAUUUUAUCGCUGUAUUAGGAUCAGUGGAUGAAGUGCCGUCUAUAGAUAGGCAUUCGCAUUUUCGAACGGGAGCGUGUGCAUACUCAGGUUUAUAUCAGUCCGCUGAAUUCCCAGAUGCAUCGAUUAGAUUUGGAUUUGCUUCAGGAAUUUUAACAAAGAUAAACAGGUUAGAAUUUUUGUACAGAUAUGGAAGAGAAGAAAUAACAAUUGAUAUCGACGUUGUUACUGCAUUACGAUGUAACAAUACGGAAAAAUAUUACUGUGAAGGUGGCGUUUUCAACAAAAAUUUCUUCCAGGAGAUACUCAGUACUGGGAGUUUUCUUUUCAUUUAUACAGGGUCAGUGACCUCGAUUUCAUCUGAGGAAGAUGGCUUUCGUUGCCAUGAUAGUCCUUGGGAUAAAACCAUUACGGAAACUGAAAAACGAUUUGUACGGGAUAUUCUUAGCAAAAAGCACAGAAAAGUAUAUCAAAUUCUAAAGUAUAUCAUUAAUGGAUAUUUUGGAGAGGAUCUGUUCAAAUAUUUGGACUGUGACUCCCAAUCUGAACGCCCAUAUCCCUCCGGAAGUGGUUUCUGUAUCUCCUCAUAUACAAUAAAAGUUGCAAUAAUUCACCAUCAUUAUAAAUGCAACAACGAUUCCAAGAAAGUUGGUGACUGUGUUCUAGAAUUACUGAGAUACCUAUUGUUACCAUAUGAACAUUAUAACAGAGGUUUAGUUUGUAUGCAUUCCUUGCUUUAUGUAGACUGGAAUGGUUCGCGGAUUGGGAGGGGAAAAUAUGCGUUUCUGGGAAUAUUUUACUGGUGCUUGAUGGCAUUUAUAAAUAGACUGGCAUCAUUGAAAAACCACUCUGAUGGAUUGGACAAAUGUACACAUGAUCUUGAAAACUCCUUUAUGGAGAUGGCUCUUCGUCUUGAUAUAUUUCAUAAUUAUGAGCAACGCCUGUCAAAAAUGAAUGAUGAAUACUCGGAUAAGCACAUCUACCCGAAAAUUUGCAGACUGCUCAAAAAGCUCAAAAACUACAAUGAGAAACGAAAUGCUGUCCCCGACUGCCAGUGGUGUGACUAUCCGAUUGUCAUCAAUAUGGCCCACAAAAGACGACCAUAGUUAUUUUUUUAGAAUGCCAUCAUAUGCACUGUUUCUACAGUUAACUGUCAUGCGCAUGACAUAUUUAGAUAAAAAAAAAGAUGCAUCGGAAUACCUCAGUUUAUUGUAUGCUUUUUCCAUAUGAUGACCGAUUGACGAUAAGUACAUAUGUUUGGGCGGUUCAAAAUACUAAAAUUGCUAACUGCGACUGAAUUUAUUUCUGCCAAAUAAACUUAAAACAUGA